Molecule: messenger RNA, 3380 nt
Organism: Trachymyrmex septentrionalis
Lineage: Eukaryota; Metazoa; Arthropoda; Insecta; Hymenoptera; Formicidae
Gene: Lon
Product: lon protease homolog, mitochondrial
Exons: 10
Coding region: 386-3352 (988 amino acids)
Biological process (GO): mitochondrion organization; protein catabolic process; chaperone-mediated protein complex assembly
Cellular component (GO): mitochondrial matrix
Molecular function (GO): ATP binding; ATP-dependent peptidase activity; single-stranded DNA binding
Source: RefSeq, a predicted model, not a curated record
UCUAAAUGUAUAAACCAAUCACAUUGAAGAAUUUUACAACAGUUGCAAACUUUCUCUGCUGAACCCACGAAUGUAAGAUUCGAAACAAGAUCUUUUUCUUCUGAUUUCCCGUUUCUUGGUUUUUUGACUCAAAAAACAAGACCUUUAGCUUCACGUGUUGAAGUAACGCAAAACUGACGCAAGAUUACGUAAGAUGACAUAAGGUCAUGUUCUUUAGGUUAGAAUUAAGUUCCGUAUUCUUGUAUGCAUUGGUGUACGUUGUGUUCUAACCUAAACAGCCCCCGAUUCAUCGUCUUUUCUUCGGCCACAAUAAUUCUUACAAGAACAGUAAAGCCAAACAAUACGAGAGAAAAGGAUUUAUGAGAAUUUGCGACAGCUUCAGAAAAUGCGACUCGUGACAGCGAUGAGUUCUAAGUUACCGGUGAUCCUACGGCAACGCAGUGCAACCACGCGCUUGUUCCGCGGAAACUGGUCGCCUUUGGAUUAUCAAACACCGUUGUCGAUUUACGCCAGACUGGCACGAACACAAUGCCCAAGUUAUAGGUCAGGAUUAUUUAGGAUCACUCGAAUUCAUCCCGCAUUGACGUCGGUGAGAUUUUUCACGGCGAAAAAAUACUCGGAUCGAGACCCUCCAAGUGAUGGGAAUGGAGAACAAUCUGGAGAUUAUCCUGCCUCACUGCCUGCAACUGUGGUAGUGCCUGAAGUAUGGCCUCAUGUACCUGCCAUUGCUAUCAAUAGAAAUCCAGUAUUUCCCAGAUUUAUUAAAUUAAUUGAGAUUAGUAAUCCAGUUCUAAUUGAUUUAAUACGUAGAAAGAUAAAGCUAAAUCAGCCUUACGUGGGAGUUUUCUUGAAGAAAUCUGAAGAAAAUGAAGCUGAUGUCGUUCAAAGUUUAGAUGAUAUUUAUCCAAUUGGAACGUUUGCACAAGUACAUGAAGUACAAGAUUUAGGAAAUCGAUUGAGAUUAGUGGUUAUGGCACACAGAAGAAUUAAGAUUGUUAAUCAAAUUUUUGAGGAUGCUAAUCCAAAAGUAGAACACGACGACACAAUGACCAAUAACAAAGUUAAUCGAAGAUCAUUGCGUAAAAAAGGAGAGAAUAGAAUUGUAGAACGACCUGAGAGAAUAGAAAAGAUCCACGAAACAAGCUCUAAUCUGGAAAUAAAACCACAAGAACAUACGCCUGAGAAGAAUACGGAAAAACCAUUAGUUUCAUCAAUUCCUCAGCCUGGUAGUCAGCCUAUAUUAAUGGUGGAAGUUGAAAAUGUCACACAUGAAAAGUUUAAACAAACUGAGGAGAUUAAGGCACUGACGCAAGAACUCAUUAAAACAAUCCGAGAUAUAAUCAGCAUGAAUCCUUUGUAUCGCGAAUCUUUACAACAAAUGUUACAUCAGGGACAAAGAGUUGUGGAUAAUCCUGUUUACCUUAGUGAUUUAGGUGCUGCCUUAACUGGAGCAGAUGCACAGGAAUUGCAACAAGUUUUAGAAGAAAUGGAUAUUCUAAAAAGAUUGAGAUUGUCACUCGCACUUUUGAAAAAGGAAUAUGAAUUAAGCAAGCUGCAACAGAAAAUUGGUAAAGAGGUUGAGGAGAAAGUGAAACAACAACAUAGAAAAUAUAUUCUUCAUGAACAACUCAAAGUUAUUAAGAAAGAAUUAGGAUUGGAAAAGGAUGAUAAAGAUGCGAUAGAAGAAAAAUAUAGAGAAAAAAUAAGACAAAAGACAGUUCCUAAACCAGUUAUGGACGUAUUGGAGGAGGAAUUGAAUAAACUUUCCUUUUUAGAAAGUCAUAGUAGCGAAUUCAAUGUUACAAGAAAUUAUCUCGAUUGGCUUACGUCUAUGCCAUGGGGUGUGACAAGUACAGAAAACUUAAAUCUUCAAGAUGCCGUCAAAAUUUUAGACGAGGAUCACUAUGGAAUGGAUGAUAUAAAGAAAAGAAUACUUGAAUUUAUUGCCGUUAGUCAAUUAAAGGGCAGUACUCAAGGAAAAAUAUUAUGUUUUUAUGGGCCUCCCGGGGUUGGCAAGACCUCGAUAGCUAAAUCAAUUGCUCGUGCUUUGAAUAGAGAAUAUUUUAGGUUUAGUGUCGGUGGAAUGACGGAUGUGGCAGAGAUCAAAGGACACAGGAGAACAUAUGUGGGAGCCAUGCCAGGCAAAGUCAUUCAAUGCUUGAAAAAGACCAAAACUGAGAAUCCAUUGAUUUUGAUAGAUGAAGUCGACAAGAUUGGCAAAGGACACCAAGGAGAUCCGGCAUCUGCUCUGCUCGAAAUGCUCGAUCCAGAACAAAAUGCGAACUUUCUGGAUCAUUAUUUAGAUGUUCCAGUAGAUUUAUCGAAAGUACUAUUCAUUUGCACGGCAAAUGUAAUAGACACUAUUCCGGAACCCCUAAGAGAUCGUAUGGAGAUGAUAGAUAUGUCCGGUUACGUUGCCGAAGAAAAGCUCGCUAUCGCGAAACAGUACUUAGUUCCACAAGCUAGAAAUGAAUCUGGUCUCAGCAAAGAACAAAUCAACAUACAAGACAAUGCGCUCACAGCGUUAAUUAAAUCUUAUUGCCGAGAAUCAGGAGUGAGAAGUCUACAGAAACAUAUAGAGAAGGUGCAUAGGAAAGUAGCAUUUAAAGUUGUUAAGAAGGAGGCCGACAAAGUUGAUAUCACUAAGGACAACUUGCAAGACUUUGUGGGCAAGCCUGUGUUCACGCACGACAGGAUGUAUGAAACAACGCCUCCCGGAGUUGUGAUGGGAUUAGCGUGGACUGCCAUGGGCGGGUCCACAUUAUUCAUCGAAAGUACCAUCAGAAAACCGACGGAUGGUAAAAAGACUGAGGGUACAUUCGAAGUCACUGGUCAUUUGGGUGAUGUAAUGAAGGAAUCUAUACAUAUCGCAAUGACUGUAGCAAGGAAUUAUUUGAAACAGGAAGAUCCUUCGAAUACAUUUCUGUACGACUCUCAUUUGCAUAUACAUGUGCCUGAAGGUGCAACACCAAAAGAUGGCCCUAGUGCAGGUGUGACAAUUGCUACUGCAUUGUUAUCCUUAGCUAAAAACCAAGCUAUCAGGCAAGAUGUAGCAAUGACAGGCGAAUUGAGUCUUAUGGGCAAGGUUCUUCCUGUUGGCGGUAUCAAAGAGAAAGUUAUUGCAGCGAAGCGAGUCGAUGUUAAGUGCAUAAUUUUACCUGAGGAGAACAAGAAAGAUUUCAACGAUCUACCUAAAUACAUCACAGAUGGCCUGGAAGUGCAUUUUGUCUCGACGUUCAACGAUGUUUAUCAUAUAUGUUUCUCAGGAACGAACGAGACUGAUUCCCUUCGAUCCGCUAAGCCAGUCACUGAUCAUGCUUCACCAUCUGCUGCACAACCAACAUUUGGAUAAAAUAGUAAUACAGGGUGGAUCAUGAAAU